Molecule: messenger RNA, 2959 nt
Organism: Scylla paramamosain (green mud crab)
Lineage: Eukaryota; Metazoa; Arthropoda; Malacostraca; Decapoda; Portunidae
Product: nuclear pore complex protein DDB_G0274915-like
Exons: 4
Coding region: 741-2135 (464 amino acids)
Source: RefSeq, a predicted model, not a curated record
GCCUCCCUCAUGAGUCAGGACAACGCCCUCUUCAGGCAGCUCCUCACGCUCCACGACUCCAUCUCUGCCCUCAAGAGUGCGCCCAUCCACGCCUUCAGGCCCCCCUCCCCGUCCUCCCUCGAUUCCUUUACCGAGGAGGAGGAGGAGGACGAGGAGGACGAGGAGCAGGAUGACGAGGACGAGGAAGAGAAAGAAGACAACGAAUCACAUGUACAGAUGUCGGGAGAGAAUCUACGACAACAGAAGACAUCGAAGGUGGAGGACCUGUCGGAGGUGGACGAGGGCCUUGAGACAGACCACUCCACCAGCCACUCCACUAGUCCCUCCUCCACACUCUCCUCCAAGUGCUCCUGGAACUCUAACUUCUCCUCUUCCUCUAAGGCCUCACCCACAAGCCCUGCAUCCAGCCCCACCCCGCCAGCCCGUGCACACCGCCAGGCCUUCCAGCGCGCCAUCAGCAGCCCUCUCGACGGCCAGGGGGACCGCGUCGGGCCGGGCAACAUGGCCUUCAUGAGGUCUCGCAAGUCCUAUGCACCUAAUGCCCGCAACCGCCGGCGCUCUUCCUCAGCCCACCUGGCGGCGCGGCCCGAGCUGGAGCUGGCGGGCAGUGCCACAGACCCCGAUCACUCCAAUGGGGAGACGGAGGUGGACGGGUGGGGACCAGACACCCCUGCCGGCCGUCCUCGCUCCAGCUCGGCCGUGCUGCCUCCGGGCGAGACCAACAGGACCAGGCCCCUGCCAUGCAUCCCCUACCGCGAGGCGCUCAUUAUGUGACGGUCCAGCUUCCCACACCAGGUCGCCUCCCACACAUCGUAAGGGGAAGCAGUGCAGCUCCAGUGCCUUCCAGCCCAGUGGAGCAGGUUCCCCUUGAGGCCAGCACACACGCCACCCCAGCCACACAGACUGAUGCUGAAUCGUUCACCAGCGUCACCAACAUCACCAGCAGCAAGUACAGCAUUACCACCAAUGAAGACUUCAACAUCAAUAUCGCCAUCAACAGCAACAACACAGGAUCAGCCUUCACCAGUGGGACAUCUCAGCGCUCCAUCAGCACCUCCUGCCUCUCCAAGAGCAGCUGCUACAUUUCCAGCACCACCCCUGAACCCAAUAUAACAAAGACAUUUGGAGGAAGCCUUGGUAGUUUCUCUCAGCAAGAUGGGACUCGAUUUACUCGCACUCGGGUGUCCAUCCCUCCCUCUGCAAGGAAUAGGGACCGCAGCGCCCGCCCAGAGUCCUUCAGGCUGUCUUCAGACAUGGCAAGUCACACACGAGUGCUCCUGAAGGCCAGGUCAUUUGGUGGUGCCUCCUUGAGAGAGUCCAUAACCAAUAAAUAUAAAAAAGGAAGGGACUAUUCAAGGUCAUCUUUGAGGGAGGACCAUUUAAGGAAUCACCAUCACAGUUCAGUGAGUAAAGUAGAAUUUCAGCAGACAGGGUUUGCCACUGCAUCUGGAGAACCCUCUGUCACUGUCACUAAUCCCAGCAGCCAGUGCAGCAAGACUGAGGUGGUACAUGAAAGCAGUAACUCAAUUAAAGAACAACUAGAAGGUGCAAAUUUUCAUCAGAAGCAGACAACAUCGAUUAAGGAGACCAGCAUUGUUAUCAUCAACACUGUAACAAGGCAGGAAGAGGUUUGCCAUGAAUCCAGCCAGGGACAUGAGGCCUAUGAGGACACAGCCUUCAAUGAUCAGGAAUCCAGAGACCCUGUUAGCAAUCAGUGGUCAGAACCUCCCAGGAAACCUUACAGUAGAGCCUCAUCUUUGUCUUCCUCUUUAGCUGUAGCUGAAAAUGAGUUGCUUCCUAAGUACAAGACCAGUGUCAUGAUCACAGACUCUGGAUCAGAUAGGGAUUUUUUGGACUGCUCCCGAGCACAGAUGGUGCGAGCUCGGUCCUUCACUGGGCUCAUGACACCCCGUGGAACUACAUCAUCAAGUCCUUCUCCCACAAGAGAAAUACUGGAAGGUAGUGGAGGCACUGCAUUUCUCAAAAUCCCACUUGGGGAGAACUGUGAGCGGCUGCAGCAGGUGACGCCCAUGAUUCGCAGAGCCAGAACCUCCCGGGAUGGGAAAACACUGCGUUUCUCAAGUGAUCUGGGGUUUGGUGCUCGACCAAAGUCCAAGCGAGAAGUGUUUGUGUGAUGGCAGAUACCUUCCACUCCAACAAUCUCUUUUCAGUUUUCACAUUCUGUUCUUCAUCUUAGUUUCUUGGUUAUGCCAGCUCUCGUAUAUGAUGUUGAGUUAACACAAAUGCAAUACUUUGAACACACAUCAAACAGACAUGCCCCACAAGACCCUGUGCUCGGCUCCCCUUGUUGAGUGAGCCAUGCUGCCAUGUGUCCUGAGAGUGGCGGGUGAGACUGUCCCAUUGCCUCGACCUGGAUAAAGGAGAAUAUUUAUCUACGGCUGUAUGGGAUCAGAGGCUUGGUCAGUUCUCCACCCAGUACUGUCCUUUAUAGCCUUCAGAGUGCCCUAUUACGUACUUACUUUUCCCCACAAAAUAUUUUAUCUUAUUUUGUAAAGGAUGCUUUAUUAACCUUAACUGCUGUGACCAUAACUACUCUAGUGACAGAUCUCACAGACACAACUUUUUUUAAGUGUUACUGUGUUUGCCGAAAAAACUCUGUGAAGGGCAACAGGUGUUUCAGCAGCACCCUUGUGUCGCCCUUCCCUAGUGAUAUUCAUUGCCUUAAGCUGCACAUACUCAUUCUUCUGUGUAUAUAACCCUCGUAUAUAAAUACAUGUUAUAUUCCUCUCAGCCCUAGCCAGCAGUGAUGAGGCAUUCUCUGUGCCUCAGUGAUGUAGGCUGCUUGGUAACCUACUGUACAUAAAACAAGCUUUAGUGUGGAAAUCCUCCUAGCUUAAGAACAGUGAAAACUCUUUUGUACAUAAAGUCCUGUAAUCAUAGUAUGGUAAUGUUUAAGGUUGUAUAUUGAGAAUAAUAAACAACAGAUUACUGAGUGUGA